AUGACGGUCCUUCGCCUCUUCACCAGCGGACGGGCAGCAGGCUAUCGUGCUCUCAACCCAGCGCGAUUCGCUCAUUUCCGCCACAUUCCAUGCCAUCUCCGCGGCGUUAACGGUUUCCGUCUCUUUGUCACCUCCUCCCUCCUACUCGUCGCCCUCUACUUCACAUACACAACAUGGGCCGUAUCAGGCGUGUCAGAUCGGUUUGCAUUAUGGGAUGCCCUCGAAGCACGUAAAGAAACCCAGGCACAACCAUCGAGCUGGUUCAAGAGGAACGCGACGCCGGCGCUUCCUGGUAUGACGGGUCUCGGCCGCGCAGGGCGGGGCAAGAAGGCCGAUACAGAUCGUAAACACGCGCUAGUAACGACGGCAAAACGUAAGGCCCCUGCGACGACGUGUCUCGUCACCGUGUGGGAGAACGGGAACCUCCCCAAUUACAUCAAAGCCGCGCUGGACUCCUUUGGUGCCCAGGUACACCUGAAGCAUGGGAGAGGAAAGACAAAGAAUGGGCAUGCACACGAGAGCGGGAGCGACCUCCACGAUGAUGAACCAACGGUGGAGAUGUAUUUCUUUCUGGCACCACAUAUGGGCCUGCGCGCGAUAGCAGAUCUGUAUGGCGGCCAGCCGACGUGGCCGGAGAAUGUGCACGCCAUUGAUAUUGGAGAGGUGGAGCCGGAGUGGCGGGCAAUGGGGUGGAAUGGGUUCUUGGGCGACAGCUUGUGUCGGUUGUAUGGAGAGAGAAGGGAGUCGUGGAAAUGCGCGGAGCUUAAGGAGGCAAUCAGGCUGGUGCAUGAUGGCAAGGGAUCUAAUUUGGUUCACUUGCGCGGGCUCUAUGGCAACCUGUUCGCACCGUGGGUCAAUUCCGAACGCUGCAAGAGCUGGGCGUGGGGUGAUCUAGAUACCCUCUGGGGCGACGUGGCGGGCCUGCUAGACGCCCCCUUGAUUCAAGACCAAACAGACGUGUACACGCUCUCCUUUGGCGAUCUCGGCUCAAUAUACACGCGCGGGCAAUUCACCGCCUUCAACCACCACAACAACCCGCAAGUAGAUUCCGCUUGGCGCAUCUGCGCGGAGUUCAUGUCAAUGGACACCGCCAUCUCAUUCUUCCGCAAGUCCGGCUGGCACGCCCUCGACGAAGGCUGUACGACGACCGCCGUCCUCCACUCCGGCCACCGCCUCACUGUCCUCCCCAUGCAAACCGCCGACUGGUCCGUCCAGCUGGUACGUAUUGACCGCGGCGUGCUCAUGGGCUGCGAGAUGCGGGAAAACAACUCCACCACCCGCGCCCUCUGCCGCGACCGUAUGCGCUCCAUCCGCGACGCCUUGGAAGACCAGCAACUCCACGACACCGACGUCAAAGACACCCACCCCACCUCUCCCUUCCACCGCUUCCCGACCCGCACCCGCAACGUCUCCAUCAUCCAGCCAAUCGAGGCCGCCCACCCGGGCUCCGACACCUGCAUGGCGUGGGUCGACCGAAACCACCAGUAUUGCGCGCAUAAAGGCUUCCCAUGGGAGGACGCGGGCAUGUGGGUGGAGCAGGUGGAGAUCGAUACCCGGUUCCCGGAUUUUGAUCCCACUGAGGUGCAUGCGGACCCGUUUGCCCCUGUGGGGAAUCCGAAUGAGGAGGUGGUGAGGCUAUUGAGGUUUCCGUUCAGGAAGCCAUUUGGGACGGGCAUUUUUGAGGAGCGUGUUAAUGAUGCGGUCGGGCUUGCUGCGACGGCUGCGGCUGAAGAUGAUCCUCAAUUACUACCACCGUCGUCCACCGAGGACACACCCACCGUCCGCAUCCGAUACUACGAAUCCGUCAUGUUCCACUUCCAGAUGUGGAAGAAGCUCUCCGGCUUCGGGAUGAUUUACCCGGACGGCUGCGACGCCGUCGCACUCGCGUCGGGCGACUACGUGCUGGAGAUGUAUGAGAACGUCGAAACGGACGCGGAAGACCCGUUUAUGAGUGUUGGGAGUGGGGCUACGCUGAGGGCAUAUCAUGAUGAGCGCAUGGGGAGUAAAGGGAUGAAGACGUGAGACUGCGCGAAGACGGGAAGAGUGAACUCAGUACUGAAUGGCACCCGGCUUUCAGGCGAGGCGAGAAACCACUUUUUCGACUCUGGCCUCCGUCAAUCUCGGCCUGUACAUAUCUCCGGAGACAGAGACGGGGGCGAUACAGAUAAAGUGACAACGCGUUCAAAGGGGAAACAUGUACGCAUUUGAAGUUCGUGCGCCGGCAUCCCAAUUAUGCACAUAGAAAGCUUCCCUUUGUCUUGGUUUUUAAUGGUGUUUUCUUGUCCAUUUAUGGCCAUUCUAAUGUACUGUAUACAUAUCUACAUCUACCAGUUGGGCGACAGUUGGGAAGUCGCCUUGGGCCUGUU
This is a messenger RNA of Fimicolochytrium jonesii, 2366 nucleotides long. RefSeq lists its product as uncharacterized. NCBI's taxonomy places the organism in Eukaryota, Fungi, Chytridiomycota, Chytridiomycetes, Spizellomycetales, Powellomycetaceae. The transcript has 2 exons. The coding region runs from base 1 to 2022 and encodes 673 amino acids. The record is from RefSeq and is a predicted model, not a curated record.